This is a messenger RNA of Harpia harpyja (harpy eagle), 1474 nucleotides long. RefSeq names its product FANCD2 opposite strand (gene FANCD2OS). The record is from RefSeq and is a predicted model, not a curated record. NCBI's taxonomy places the organism in Eukaryota, Metazoa, Chordata, Aves, Accipitriformes, Accipitridae.
AUGGCGCAGGCUUACCAGCUGCGGGCGCCGCGUCCGCGCCUCGACGAGUCGCCGCGGUGGCUACGGGACGCGGCCCCGCCGCCCGCCGCCUCUGCCCACCCCUUCCGGGCGGCGGCCGUGGCCGUCCGCGGGCGCCCCGCGGGGCUGAGCCGGCCGGAGGCCGUCAGGCUGCGCGGCCUCGACGCUGUCUUCGGGCGGCCGGUGACGGCGCAGCCGCCCCGCUGGAGCGGCUGCCUGCGGGCGUCGGAGCACUUGGCCUUCUACCGGGUGGCGGGGCCGCGGUAGCGGCGGGCGCGGGAGGCGCAGGCCCGCCUGGCCGCCGCCAUGUGCUGGCAGAUGCUGCGCGCCAUCUCGCUGCUGUACGGCACGUACAAGAAGCGCGCCGUAGCUCUGCAGCACUCCCGCCGAGCCGGAGCCCUCCGCGCGACGGGCCCGGGCCUCGCAGCGCCGCGGAGGGAAGGCUAUGCCCGUGGCAUGCGGCCAGACGCCAUCACUGGUUCCGUCUAACGGGGGAAACGUCUGCACCUCGCCCGGGAUGGUGGAGAGGCGAACACCCUGCUCCACAACGGGCUUCUCCCCUGAUAGCCCCCACGUUAAGAGCCCGGCUGAGGAGGGUGUUUCUGACUUGCUGUGCUGGGCGUAGCAUCCAGCAUCCCUUCAGCAGGCUUAGCGUGCUGCGCGAAGCAUCCCUUCACCUGCUGGAAGAAAUGCCUGAGGUGAAAUGCUUGAGGAACCGAGAGCUGCUGCAUCUCGAGACGUGGCCGUCUUUGCCCAACAGUCCUCAAAGACAAAAAACUUGGGCAUUUGGUGUAUAGCUGAGGAUACAAACUUCAAAAUGGAAUAGCUGAGGAUACAAAGUUCAAAAUGGAUGCCCUCAGCUUACUACUGUCAAAGCAAAAUCCUUUUAUGUAUUCAUCUCUUGUGAAUUAAGACAUUCACACAAAAAACCCCACACGAGUUAGGCCUUAGAACUCUGUUAGCGGGUAUUACAGUUUUCCCCCCUUGACUGUUACCAUUUGUUGAGAACUAACUGGUUUGUGAAGAAUUUAAAUUGCUUUGUAGUAGUCUGAGCAAAAUCUCUGAUAGAAUUUUACAGCUAUUAAAGGCAGUUUGCAUAGAUAGUCUUCAGUGUUACCCAUCUAAAAUUUUAUUUCGGUUAUUUUUUCUAUCUAGUGAGUAGAGGAAUCCUUAAAACCGAAUUCAUGGAGGAACCGUGUUCUAAAGAUGCUCUUUUACCCUACUCUAGUCAAACUUUCUGUACAACUAAAUGCAUGGGUUUGAUAUUCUAUGUAUGAUGUGACUUGUUUACAGCUAAUGAAAACAAUUUGCAAAGAGUAAUUUGCAAAGUUGUUACUUGUCUCCAAAAUAAGGAAAAACCCUUUAAUUUUUGUUUUAAAUGCUAUAAAUAUAUAUAGCUUUUUAGAAAUGCACUAUUGGUGUCUUACAGUCCAAGUAAGAAUUGUUCUGGUUUAUU